Molecule: messenger RNA, 1190 nt
Organism: Centrocercus urophasianus (Greater sage-grouse)
Lineage: Eukaryota; Metazoa; Chordata; Aves; Galliformes; Phasianidae
Gene: DNAJC17
Product: DnaJ heat shock protein family (Hsp40) member C17
Exons: 11
Coding region: 52-939 (295 amino acids)
Biological process (GO): spliceosomal complex disassembly
Cellular component (GO): spliceosomal complex
Molecular function (GO): RNA binding
Source: RefSeq, a predicted model, not a curated record
AGGCAACGCGAGCCCAGCAGGGGGCACGGGUAGAAGCCGCUCGACGACGAAAUGGCGGUCGAUAAGGACCUGCUGGAGUUGGAUCUGUACGGCCUGCUGGGGGUCGGCGAGAAGGUGUCGGAGAAGGAGAUUAAGAAAGCGUACCGCCAGAAGGCCCUGACUUGUCACCCAGAUAAGAACCCAGAUAAUCCCCAAGCAGCGGAAGUCUUCCACCAGCUGUCUCAGGCCUUAGCUGUUCUGACAGAUGCAGCAGCAAGGGUGGCAUAUGACAAAGUGAGAAAAGCCAAAAAGCAAGCAGCAGAAAGGACACAAAAGCUUGAUGAGAAGCGAAAGAAAGUAAAGCUUGAUCUUGAAGCCAGGGAACGGGAAGCCCAGAUCUGUGACAAUAAAGAGGAGGAGAUCCGGAUAACAAGGACCUUAGAACAAGAAAUAAUACGGUUGCGUGAAGAAGGCUCUCGUCAGCUUGAAGAGCAGCAGAGACUCAUUCGAGAACAGAUCCAACUUGAAAGACAGCAGCGCAUCCAAGGUGAAAUAGGCAACCAAGUAGGAAAUGGAGCAGAAGGCAAAAUAACUCCCAAACUCAAACUAAAAUGGAAAUGCAGGAAAGAAGAUGAGACAGGAGGGGGAUAUUCAAAGGAAGUUUUACUGCGGAUGCUGCAGAAGUAUGGCGACGUGCUAAAUUUGUUGAUCUCCAGUAGGAAGGUUGGAAGUGCAGUCGUGGAAUUUGCUACUGUUAAAGCUGCUGAAAUGGCUGUGAAGAAUGAAGUUGGCCUGACAGAUAAUCCUCUAAAGAUUUCCUGGCUGGAAGGCCAGCCCCAGAGCAAUCCCAGCUGUGUCCUUUCUGACAGCAGUGGUCAGCCUAGGACUUCACAGAGGACUUUCUGUCCUUGGUACAAGCUACUUGAACAACUGGAUGUUUGCACAAUAUCCCCCUCUUAAAAGUGAAAACUAAGGAUGCUCCUUGCUCAACACAAAACCUCUAAUUCCAUUCUUCUGUGAUUUUAGUCUAGUGUACUUCAACUGUGAAAUCCUUUGGCAGGUAGUUCACUGAAAGAGGUAUAGAACCUUUAGAGAGGUUUAGUUACUGCAUUCACAAGAGGGUGAAAUUUCAAUGCUAAAAGCAAACCUAUGUUCUUAGGGUCUGCAGGAGGAAAACUAAAAUAGUGUCAAAUUAAAUAUUCUUUUAAAGA